This is a messenger RNA of Paramecium octaurelia, 1305 nucleotides long. The record is from the annotation of a GenBank genome assembly. NCBI's taxonomy places the organism in Eukaryota, Ciliophora, Oligohymenophorea, Peniculida, Parameciidae.
AUGUAAUUUAAUCAAAGAUAACUUUAUAUUCCUAUUGGAAUUUUCAAUUAAACCCUUUUGUGCAAAAUUUGUAACGAUCUCACAAUAGAUCCUGUUGAAUGCGCUUAAUGCGAAAACCUUUAUUGCAAAGAAUGCUAUGAACUAUCUAAAUCAUCAUAUGAUAAGUAUUAUUAAGUAUGAUAGUAAGAUGCCCAGAAGAAAAUUGUGAUGGACCCUUUCAAACUAAAUAGCCUCAUCGCAUGAUAAGAGAUUUACUAUCAAAAAUAUCUUUUAAAUGUAUAAAUCAUAAUGAAGGAUGCAAAACUGAGAUGGCUUAAGAUAAUGUAAUUAAACAUAUGUCAUAAUGUCUGUAUCAAUAAGUUACAUGCAAAUGUGGAUAAAAUUUUUAGAAAAUGAACUUAGAAUCGCAUGUAUGUCUUUAAGAAUAUUAAGAAAAAUUUGUGCUUAUUUUAGAAAACAUAAAAUUGUUGUAUUUGUUAAUAAUCAUUAACACUGUCGGAUCUAAAGACUCAUAAAUGUCUCUUUGAACUCUAAAAGAUUAUCAUAUAAUUCUAAGAGAAAUUUUAGGAUUAUAAGGAAUAGUCUAAUUAUGCUAUUCUAGAAAUAAAAAAUUAAUAGAAUUACAGUAUUACUGAAAUGAAUUCAUCAAAAUAAUAGCUUUUAGCUUUAUUAGAAGAAAAUAAAUAAUUAAAAAAUGAAUUAUAAAUGAAGUAAAAGAUGUGUUAAGAAAACCAGGAAAAAAUAAAUUCAGCAAAGGCUUAAAUAGAAAAUUAAUAGAAAUAAUAACAUGAAUAUUAAUAACAGUGGUGGUGGCAAUAAUAUUAACAAUAAUAACAACAAUAAUAGCAACAGUAAUAACAAUAGCAAUAACAACAACAACAAUAAUAAUAAUAACAACAAUAAAAUUAACCUAUUUCUAAAGGAGAAUUGAUUGAUAGCAUCUAAACCUUUUGCGAAAAAAAUCAUAAAUUAAAAUUUUGGAAAAAGCCUUUUGGUGAGGAAAAAAAAAAAAUAUGCUCGAAUUGUUUAAAGUAAAACACAACUUGUAGAUAUUUUUGUUAACAAUGUAAAAUUUUCAUGUGUUUCAAAUGUUAUUAUCCUGAAUUAAAAUUUGAAAAAUAACCACAAUAACCUUAGUGUCCUGCCUUACAUUAUUUGCUUCAAAUAACGGAUAAUUUUAGAUGUUCUGUCUGUGAUAAAAAAGGAGAGGACAUGAUUUAACCAAUUGCCUUUUAAUGCAGCUAUUGUGACUUUAGAAUAUGUAAAUAGUGCAUCAAAAAUAAAAAAUUUUAGGAAAUUUAAUGA